Messenger RNA from Ciona intestinalis (vase tunicate), 2789 nucleotides. NCBI's taxonomy places the organism in Eukaryota, Metazoa, Chordata, Ascidiacea, Phlebobranchia, Cionidae. The record is from RefSeq and is a predicted model, not a curated record.
UGGAUUCAAUCGGACAGAGAUUAGUCAGUUCAUAUUUCGUGUUGUUAUUUGACACGUUGCUUAUUGGUAGUCAGCUAUAUACAUUGUAUGGUUUGAGCCUACUUUAAAAACUUCAGCUGCAGUGUCCGCCUGGAAAAUGAGAUUUAAAAUCGCAUCAGUUUUGAAAUUCGCUAUUGCUUUGGCAAUUUUCUAUUGCGCAUUUAUUGUACUACCGAAAACUUUCAAAAAACAGCCCCCACCCCCUUUUGAAAGAAUCGAGAACGAACCCCAAGUAAAGCUUCCAGAUUCCGAAAGCAAUAAUCUUGAGUUUCCAGCUGUUGAUGGAGUUGAGGUGGACUUGCAAGAUGGGAGCCGACAUUUAAUCAAACACAUUAAGUUUGAACCGAAUGAAGUAGUAGCACCUAUCAAGCCAGUUGUGAAAGAAGAUUUUUCGAAUUAUCCGCAGCUAAACUGGAGGAAGCUUGGUAACUACGAAGAAAGUUUAGCAAGGAGAAACGGGCCGGGGGAAUAUGGGGUAGCUGUCCAUGCUACUAAUGAUGAAAAGGAAGCUGUGGCAGCAUCGAUAAAAGAGUUUGGUUUUAAUAUGGUGAACAGCGACAAGAUAUCACUUGAUCGACUGCCGAAAGAUCUGAGGCAUGAUGAAUGCCGUCACUGGGACUACCCUAGUGAUCUUCCAGAUGUAAGCGUGAUCAUUGUGUUUCAUAACGAGGGUUGGUCAACACUGGUAAGAACCGUGCAUUCUGUUAUCAAUCUAACACCGAAGAAACUGCUUUAUGAGAUUGUAAUGAUUGAUGACCAUAGUAAUAAAGAGCAUUUGGGACAGAAAUUGACGGAGUACAUCCAAAGAUUUAACGGGCUUGUGAAACUGUAUCGUAAUGAGAGGCGUGAAGGUUUGAUUAGAGCGCGAAGUAUUGGAGCACAGAAAUCCACACCUGCUGAUGGUAGAGUACUGGUUUACCUAGAUGCUCAUUGUGAAGUUGGAUACAAUUGGUUGCCUCCACUAAUCAUGCCUAUAGUUAAUAACAGGAAAGUGACAACGGUUCCGCUCAUAGAUGUGAUCAACGGUCAGGAUUAUACGUUUACCUCCCAAGCUGGUGGUGAUGCCAACGGAUUUGCACGCGGUGCUUGGGAUUGGAGCAUGUUGUGGAAAAGAGUCCCGCUCACUAAGGAGGAACACAACAGAAGGAAACACACAACUGACCCAUACAGGUCCCCCGCAAUGGCUGGCGGAUUAUUCGCGAUAGAACGCCAAUAUUUCUUUGAUAUCGGUCUUUAUGAUCCUGGUUUAGAAAUUUGGGGAGGAGAGAAUUUCGAAAUGUCGUUCAAGAUUUGGAUGUGUGAAGGCGAGGUAUUGUUCGUACCAUGCUCACGGGUGGGACACGUAUACAGACUACCUGGUUGGAGCGGCAAUCCGCCACCCGAAUAUGUGCCUUCCAAUCCAAGUCUUAGGAACUACAUACGUGUGGUAGAAACAUGGUGGGACGAAUAUAAGGAUUAUUUCUACGCAAGCAGACCUGAAACAUUGAAUAUGCCGUAUGGAGAUAUUAGCGCUCAGGUGAAAUACAGACAAGAACACAACUGUAAAAGUUUCAAAUGGUUCAUGGAAAACAUUGCUUACGACAUCGUGGAGCAUUAUCCGUUGCCACCCAAGAAUAAAGAGUGGGGAGAGGUUCGUGGUGUUGAUACGAACCAGUGUUUGGAUAGCAUGGGACAUAAGAACGGUGAUGGUGCAUUAGAAUCAGGUUACUGCCAUCGUAUGGGUGGAAAUCAACUAUUCCGACUCAGCGAGGCUAAUCAGCUGGCACAGUAUGAUCAAUGCGUCACAAUACAACGGGGUGUCGUCACAGUGAUGCAUUGUGACACAACACAGUUCAGGGAAUGGGACCAUGAUUUGAUUAACAAAUCGGUUCGUCAUACAACGAGUGGUAAAUGUUUAGAACGUGGCGAACUUGUACACAAAGUGUUCCUUGCUUUAUGCGAUGCAAACAAGCCAACGCAACGAUGGGAAAUCAAUCAAAUACAAUCCAAAUAAACCUAUACCUACAGCGGCAUCUAGCGGUUACAAAAAUCCAGAUUCUCUAAAUCGAAAAAUUGCGUAAACACUUUGUAAAGUGCAAUAUUGUAAAUUCCCAACAAAGCGAAGACGAUAUGCAGUAUUUGCUGAAGCUGUGCUGUUCAAGGAUACUUGAAACAUGUAGUUUAACUAUAGGAGAACGGUAGCGUACAUAAUUAUUUAAAUAUUUAGCUGAAUAAUUUAUAUUUACCAUUAGUUGUUAUUAUAAUUGCAGUAAAAACAGUGAUUUCUUUUUUCUCUUGAACAAAAUCCCGAUAUUUAAACGCGUGUAUAAAUUUAAUGUAGAAUCAAACUAUGGUAUUACGCCUUUUUGACCUUUUACGGUUAUUCGUAUUUACUGGAACAUUUAAUUUACUUGUACUUGUUUUAUCGGGGUAAGAUGGGACAUGUUUUUAUUCUCUUUUCACGUUCCAUUUGGUAGCAAACAAAUGAUAUUUACAUAAUAGUUAAACGUAUCUUCACGACUCUUAAAAACAGCGUUGUUAAGUGUUCAAAACACAAUAUGAAAAUAUAAGAUUUGGGUCCUAACAGUAUUCCAUCUUACCCCCACAGUAGUAUAUCUUCCAUUUGGUAUUGCAGUGUUUUAUAAUAUGCGUAGAUAUAUGUUACGAAUGGAAAGUGAAAUUUAAGUUCAAAUGUGUUGCACAUGCAUGUUGAACUUUGCGUUUUGCACACGGCACACACAAAGAAAAAAAUGAAACUUUUCGAUCAUUCA